This is a messenger RNA of Helobdella robusta, 561 nucleotides long. RefSeq lists its product as hypothetical. The coding region runs from base 1 to 561 and encodes 186 amino acids. The transcript has 6 exons. The record is from RefSeq and is a predicted model, not a curated record. NCBI's taxonomy places the organism in Eukaryota, Metazoa, Annelida, Clitellata, Rhynchobdellida, Glossiphoniidae.
AUGAACAGCAUCAAUAAUGAUAACGUUAAAUAUAAUUGUAAUGUUGCGGGUUUAGGUGUGGAGGCCGUGGGGUGCUUCUCCCCCCCAUGUUGUGAGAGUUAUUUGUAUCAAAAUGCAUGUAAAUACACGUGGAAAAUCAGUGUCGUAGUCGGUUGCAGUCGGUUGCAGUUGCAGUCGCAGUCGGUCGCAGUCGGAGAUUUUUGCCGACACACUGGAAACAACGCAUCCCCCAGAUUGCAUGUGAUAGGCGGGGAUCUCUUUGCAAUCGAACACGGUCACAGCAAUAACAAUACUAAAUUGUUUUCGCUGCACAGAUAUUGCCGCUUAUUCCCUGCAAUAAUUCAUUCGCAAGACAGCAUGGAAUUCGCCGUACAGAUAUAUAGUAGCCCAGUGGAAGAUCUGGGGGGAAGGCGGGAUAGCCAGUGUUCUCCCGUAGUUGGUAGUAUGCGUAUAAAGUCAGUGAAAAUGAAAAAAGUUAACGUGAAGACAAUCUUAGAGAGUCGUAAUAAUUAUAAAAUUAAAAGAUAUGGCGAGUACAUGGCGAUUGUUAUCUUCAUCUAA